AUGUCGCGGGAACGCGGAGUGCCACAUGAGCCGUUGUAUGUGCCCGUCUGGAACUAUCAGUACCAACGGUACUUGCGUUGUGAACUCGAACUGCCAACCCUAUCAAGUUCUGGUCAACGGUUUAUGUCUGGAUACUGUUUCUAUUGGAAUGAAUUGCCAGGACAGUUCUCAGUGCAUCGGUUUGUCCUGAACAUUAUUCCUGAAAAGAGUUGUGUCACGGACUAUGUUUACUGUUAA
This is a messenger RNA of Gongylonema pulchrum, 237 nucleotides long. NCBI's taxonomy places the organism in Eukaryota, Metazoa, Nematoda, Chromadorea, Rhabditida, Gongylonematidae. The record is from the annotation of a GenBank genome assembly.